Topomyia yanbarensis is the source of this 534-nucleotide messenger RNA. RefSeq lists its product as uncharacterized. The transcript has a single exon. Bases 1 to 534 code for a protein of 177 amino acids. Lineage: Eukaryota; Metazoa; Arthropoda; Insecta; Diptera; Culicidae. The record is from RefSeq and is a predicted model, not a curated record.
AUGGACACGGAGUCGCCGAACAAUAAUUGGUGCAGGAAGGAACCGCAACCGAAAAAGAUGGCCAUCAUCCCGGUUGGGUACACUCCGAAUACCCUCAGCCAUGAACAGCUGAAUGCUACUCGAUGCGCGCUGAUCAAUAGCAUCAUGGAGAAGAGCUCAAACAAUACGAGAGACAAGUUUAGGAAGUGCACCUACAAACAAGGGUAUCUUGAAAUCGCCUGUGUAGACAAAGAUACAACUAAGUGGCUGCAGGAUGCCAUAGCUGCGAUCAAGCCGUGGGAAGGCGCUUCAUUGGAAGCCGUUGAAGCGUCGCAGAUUCCAAAACAAGCGCUUUACAUCGGGUAUUUCCCCGACAGCAUCGAAAGGUCCGAUGGGAGCAUCCUCCGCCUGGUGCAGAAUCAGAACGAAAAUUUCUGCACAGAAUGGUGGAGGGUCGUGAAUAGAACUACGGUCCUCAAAACGGUAGAUGAGGCUUCAAUGAAACUGAUAACCUCCCAACACAACCAGCUGAACUACGUAUUCGGAAAGGCUUGA